Molecule: messenger RNA, 2422 nt
Organism: Vombatus ursinus (common wombat)
Lineage: Eukaryota; Metazoa; Chordata; Mammalia; Diprotodontia; Vombatidae
Gene: TM9SF1
Product: transmembrane 9 superfamily member 1
Exons: 6
Coding region: 322-2139 (605 amino acids)
Biological process (GO): protein localization to membrane
Cellular component (GO): membrane
Source: RefSeq, a predicted model, not a curated record
GCCUCCGCGGUCAGAGGCAGGCCAGCCUGGCCAUGAGACAGUCCUCCUGAAAGGCUUUGCCGUGGGGCGGGGGGCGGAGGUGGGAGACAAAGAUGUCGAAUCAGCUUUAAAGCUGCAGCCAGAAUUGGUGCUGGAAACAGGCGGGUCCUGGGUCAGCCCCGAACCGGCGGUCCAUUGGACGUUCAGGACCUCUCCUGCGCCGCUACCGCUGCUCUGGAAAAGACCCCAACCAGGAGCCCGUGGGCAGCGAAGGGGUUCGUAGAGGCCGCCGCCGGCGCAGCCUCGGUCACCCCUCUCGCGUUAGGUCAGGCUGCCUUCAGGAUGACAGCCCUGGACACCUUUCAAGGCAGGCCCUGCUUGUGGCUGCCAGUACUGCUGCUCUUGGGCUCUGGCCACAUUCCUGGGGUGACCGGUGAGACCCACUAUCAGCCUGGAGAUCCUGUCAUGCUGUAUGUCAACAAGGUGGGGCCUUACCACAACCCCCAGGAGACCUACCACUACUACCAGUUGCCUGUUUGCUGCCCUGAAAAGAUCCGACACAAGAGCCUUAGCCUGGGCGAAGUGUUGGAUGGUGACCGAAUGGCUGAGUCCAUGUAUCAGAUCCGCUUCAGAGAGAAUGUUGAGAAACGGACCCUCUGCCAGAUGCAGUUAACUUUUGCCCAGGUUGAGCGGCUGCGCCAGGCCAUUGAAGAAUUAUACUACUUUGAGUUUGUGGUGGAUGACCUGCCAAUUCGUGGCUUUGUGGGCUACAUGGAAGAGAGUGGUUUCCUUCCACAUAGUCACAAGAUAGGACUCUGGACUCACCUGGAUUUUCACCUUGAGUUCCAUGGGGAUCGAAUUGUCUUUGCCAAUGUCUCAGUUCGUGAUGUCAAGCCCCAUAGCCUGGAUGUGGUACGGCCUGAAGAGCCUCUGGACCUCACUCACACUUACAGUGUGCACUGGUCUGAGACUUCAGCAGAACGUCGGGGUGAUAGGCGCCAUGGUGAUGAUGGUGGCUUCUUCCCUCGAACACUCGAGAUCCACUGGCUAUCUAUUAUCAACUCUAUGGUGCUGGUGUUUCUUCUGGUGGGAUUUGUAGCUGUCAUCCUCAUGCGAGUCCUUCGUAAUGACUUAGCCCGCUACAAUUUGGAUGAGGAGCCAAACUCUGGUAGCUCCACUGAUGACUUUGACCAGGGUGACAAUGGCUGGAAGAUUAUCCAUACUGAUGUUUUCCGCUUUCCCCCAUGUCGUGGUCUACUCUGUGCUGUGCUUGGUGUGGGUACCCAGUUCCUGGCUCUUGGCACUGGCAUCAUCGUCAUGGCACUGCUGGGCAUGUUCAAUGUGCACCGCCAUGGCGCCAUCAACUCAGCAGCCAUCUUGCUGUAUGCCCUGACCUGCUGCAUUGCUGGCUAUGUGUCCAGCCACUUCUACCGGCAGAUUGGAGGCGAGCGCUGGGUCUGGAACAUCAUCCUCACCACCAGCCUCUUCUCUGUGCCUUUUUUCCUGACUUGGAGCGUGGUGAACUCAGUGCAUUGGGCCAAUGGAUCAACACAAGCGCUUCCAGCCACUACCAUCCUGCUGCUGCUAACAGUCUGGCUCCUGGUGGGCUUCCCUCUCACUGUCAUAGGUGGCAUCUUUGGUAAGAACAAUGCCACUCCUUUUGAUGCACCCUGUCGGACUAAGAAUAUUGCACGAGAGAUCCCACCCCAGCCCUGGUACAAGUCUACUGUUGUCCACAUGACCAUUGGUGGCUUCUUGCCCUUCAGUGCCAUCUCCGUGGAGCUCUACUACAUCUUCGCCACAGUGUGGGGCCGCGAGCAGUACACACUCUACGGCAUCCUCUUCUUUGUCUUCGCCAUCCUGCUGAGCGUGGGCGCCUGCAUCUCCAUCGCGCUCACCUACUUUCAGCUCUCAGGAGAGGACUAUCGCUGGUGGUGGCGCUCCGUGCUCAGCGUGGGCUCCACGGGCCUCUUCAUCUUCUUCUACUCCGUCUUCUACUACGCGCGGCGCUCCAACAUGUCGGGGGCCGUGCAGACAGUGGAGUUCUUCGGCUACUCCUUCCUCACGGCCUACGUCUUCUUCCUCAUGCUCGGCACCAUCUCCUUCUUCUCUUCACUCAAGUUCAUCCGCUACAUCUAUGUCAACCUCAAGAUGGACUGAGCUCCCAGCGAAGCCCGGGUCCCGGGCCCCUUUGCUGCUUGCGGCCCCUUCCCCGAGCCAUGUCGGGGGAAGGGACAGGACCCAGCAGCAGCCUGGCUCCAGCCCUCCCACCCCUGCUGUGUGCUCUUCGAGCCGGCCUCCUCCAAGCUCGGGGAAACCCCCACGACUCUAUAAAUAUCUAUAUAUAGAAGGACUUAUAUAUUAGAAUUUUUAAUUUUCUUUUCAUUUUGGUUCCAAUGGUUUUCUUUUUACAAUUGUCACAAUAAAGUUUGUUAAGAAAUCA